AUGCCGGUGAGACGGACGAGAAACGCAGGAGAUGCCCAGAGCAAAGAGCAGCUGAACCGGGAGAUGCGACUGAGCAGACUGGCUCUAUUCAUUCAGCAGUUUGAGAAAGAAGCGCAGGAACGCAUGAACGAGCUGGCAGCUAAAAUGGAGAACAUGAUGGCCACAGUUGACAAAAUCUUUAAAGUGGAAAUGAUGAAGAUGCCUCCUUCUCUUCAAAACACGCUCAUAGGAGAUUUAAUAAGCGAGGAGGAAAUCUCAGCAAGUGAAGUGUCAAUUGCCAUGAAGAAUGAGUCCCUCGAAAUGCACCAGCCCCUCAAAAGGGUACCCAGUAAAAGAGGUGAACCACUUUUAAAAUCUACACCAGUUCAAUCUACCCCAGUCCAGAGGUCCUCAUCCAAGACCUCUAAGGUAGGAAACGGGACAAAAAGGACCAGAACAUUAGCUGGUAGUAACAGCACUGGAAAUCUCAGGGGCUCCACAGUCACUGCCAAAAGAACCCAAAGCCGCUUGACCAAGACCAAUGACCAGACCGUACCGACCAAACCUAAACUCAGGUCUGUCGUCUCUGCUGGUGAUCUACACUGUUCAGUGGCAGGCUCUGCUGCACACAUCACUGUGACCACGGCACAGGGGCAGACUGUCAGCUUCUCUGAAGAGACCAAGGAUGAAAUUAACCUGGACUUGCUGGAUGACGUGGCGUGGUGUCAGAUUCAGAGGCUGACGAAUUUGAUGGAGUAUCUGUCCAGGCGAGGUCCCUGCCAGCGAUGAGUAAAGGUGUCUGAACAUCACUCUGACUGGGAUUUUUCUCCACUUACAUUUAAAACUUUUUAAUAUUAUGGUAUUCAUUUAAAGAAGUUUGGUUUAAUACUUAACCAGAUACUAUAAUAAGCAAUAGUUAUGCUUUGGUUGUGUUAAGUAUUUUAAAAAAUAUAUAAUAAAGCUUAUUUGUUAUCCUUCAUGACUGACUACAAAAUGUUUGUCUGUAAAAUGUGAAAUCACAAAAAGGCCUACAAUUAAAUUGGCGUAGGUUGACCAACGGUUCCAAUAUCAUUAAUGUAUUCCAAGGUUACUUUUCGAAAUGACAGUAAAAGCAACUAGAGAGGGCUUUUACCUAAAUUUGAGCCCAUUUUUUGUUUAAAAACAAUCUAACUUAAGGGAAUAUUGAUCAU
Molecule: messenger RNA, 1169 nt
Organism: Seriola dumerili (greater amberjack)
Lineage: Eukaryota; Metazoa; Chordata; Actinopteri; Carangiformes; Carangidae
Gene: cdca9
Product: borealin-2-like
Exons: 10
Coding region: 1-768 (255 amino acids)
Biological process (GO): mitotic sister chromatid segregation
Cellular component (GO): chromosome passenger complex; chromosome, centromeric region; spindle midzone
Source: RefSeq, a predicted model, not a curated record